GAGAGAGAGAGAGAGAGAGAGGAAGUUCAAUGCAACUGUCUGCACAACUGUGGAAGUAAGUUCUCUACGGCUUCAUACACGGGUGCAGAGUUGGAAAAGGAUUAAAAAGAAGAGAAUAUGCCUGGACCUCCACCACCACCACCUCCACCUCCUCCAACAUUUGCCUCGGCAAAUACAGAGAAACCAGUUCUGAAGAAAUCUGAACAACAGGGAAGGAACGCUUUGUUAACCGACAUCUGCAAAGGCACCCGCCUGAAGAAAGCUGUCACUAAUGACCGCAGUGCUCCAGUCUUUGAGAAGCCCAAAGGAGGAGGAGGAGGAGGUGGGGGAGGAGGAGGUGGAGGUGGCUUUGGAGGCGGAGCUCCAGGUGGGUUAGGUGGACUGUUCCAGGGUGGGAUGCCAAGACUAAAAUCCCCAGGAAGCAGAGACACCUCUGCAAGGCCACCUAUGCCUCCUUCUGGUGGUAGAUCCCCCACACCGGGUGGUGGUGCUCCUCCUCGACUUUCUGGCACUCUUCCUGGGCGAAGUCCCAUGAACAAGGGCAGCAUCCCACCUGUGCCUGCCUCUAUGCCGUCCCCUCAGCGCAAUUCCCAUCCCACUGGCCCUCCUAGUUUACCUGGAGGUCGACCCCCAAACUCCUCCCAUUCUACACAAUCCACCACACCGGGCCGACGCCCCAGCCUACCCCCAACCCCUGCAGGUGGUCCUCCUGGGCGGCAAACUAAUUUACCCCCACCUCCUGUUCCUUCUAGUGGUCGUCCACCACUUCCCACAGUUCCCUCUCUCUCCUCAGAUGAUUUUCCUCCUCCUCCACCGUCCAUGGGAGGAAGCAGGGGAUCUUUUCCACCACCUCCAGUUCAUUCUAGUGGCCGUCCACCACUUCCCACAGUUCCUUCUGCCUCUUCAGAUGAUUUUCCACCUCCUCCACCAUCCAUAGGAGGAAACAGGGCAUCGUUUCCCCCACCUCCAGUACCCUCUAGUGGUCGACCUCCACUUCCCACAGUUCCUGCUGCUUCUUCAGAUGAUUUUCCCCCUCCCCCACCACCUGUAGGGGGACAUAGGGCAUCGUUUUCUCGAGAUGGACCUCCACCACCACUGCCUCCAACAGGAAAUAAACCACCGGUCCCUUCAGCGCCAAGGCCUACAGGCAAUACUCCACCACCACCCCCUUCAGGAAGAGGAGACUUACCUCCGCUGCCACCUGCACCACGGGAGGAGAACAGAACUCCUCAGAGACCUCCAUCGUCAAGCAGCCUGCCCCCUGUCCCACGUCCUGGAGGCUCUGGCCCACCUCCACCUCCACCCAGUGCAAGACCACCACAACAAGGAAGGAGCCCAUCUGUACGAUCGGGUCCUCUUCCACCUCCCCCUCCAUCAGGAGGAAGCAGAGGUGGCACUCCACCUGCACCACCUCCUAAUCGUCCUGGAGGAGGUGGAGGAGGUGGCAGACCUCCUCCACCCCCAGACCGGCCUGGAACAGGGGGCUUUCCUCCCCCACCUCCCUCCACCAUUGGCAAUGGCUACCAGAGCUCCCCACAACACAGUCAAGAUGACUGGGAGAUGAGGUUUUCCUUCCAUUCCCUAUCUGAGCUGCCACCACCAGAGCCUUACGUCUCUUGCCCUAAGACAUACCCCAGCAAGGCUGGUAAGAGUGAAGGCAAAGGAUCUUUGCAGAAGGAGAGAGGUGCUCCUCCACUGCCUCCGUUACCUCCAUCAGCCAGAUGAAGGAGAAUCACUCAUACCUGUCCAGUAUUAUUGGGGCAAUUUAGAUUUUUUAAUCAUAGCUCCUUAACACUUUUGUUCAGAAUAUUUUUUUAAACAUUGCUGAAGGUUACAGUUUCAGAAUUCCACAACACACACACACACAUACACACACACACACACACACACACACACACACACACACACACACACACACACACAUACACACACACACACACACACACACACACACACACACAAAUGACAAUGCACAGACAGACUGUCAAUAGUUAUUUUAGUGCAAUGUGUUCCAAAUAUAUUUUUGAAAGAACGUUUAUUUCUUAUAUCGACUGUUUUUAUUUCCUUUUUGAGCUUUGUCUGAAUAAAUAAAUGUAUGGAUGAAUAUAUGAUUGAAUGGAUGGAUGUUUGGAAAUGGUAUGGAAAGCUGUGCUAUUCUUGCUAAAAAAAUAAAGCACAUUUCUCUGCAAAAUCAA
Pygocentrus nattereri (red-bellied piranha) is the source of this 2195-nucleotide messenger RNA. It is a transcript of the gene wipf1a, whose product is annotated as WAS/WASL interacting protein family, member 1a. Gene Ontology annotation, molecular function: actin binding. Lineage: Eukaryota; Metazoa; Chordata; Actinopteri; Characiformes; Serrasalmidae. The record is from RefSeq and is a predicted model, not a curated record. Bases 118 to 1725 code for a protein of 535 amino acids. The transcript has 8 exons.